This is a messenger RNA of Emiliania huxleyi CCMP1516, 864 nucleotides long. RefSeq lists its product as hypothetical. The record is from RefSeq and is a predicted model, not a curated record. Bases 1 to 864 code for a protein of 287 amino acids. Gene Ontology annotation, biological process: proton transmembrane transport; vacuolar acidification. Gene Ontology annotation, molecular function: ATPase binding; proton-transporting ATPase activity, rotational mechanism. Gene Ontology annotation, cellular component: vacuolar proton-transporting V-type ATPase complex; proton-transporting V-type ATPase, V0 domain. Lineage: Eukaryota; Haptophyta; Isochrysidales; Noelaerhabdaceae. The transcript has 2 exons.
AUGGGCUCACUCUUUCGCUCGCAUGCGAUGACGAUGGUACAGAUCAUCGACCACAACGACGGCGCCCGUGAGGUCGUGGAGCUGCUCGGCGAGCUGGGAGUGAUGCAGCUGGUCGACCUCAAUGCGGGCACGAUGGGCAAUCGUCGCACCUUUUCCGACGAUCUGCGGCGCAACGACGCAGUGAUGAAGAGGCUAGAGUUUCUCGAGCGUGCGUGUGAGGCAGCGGGCGUGCCCGUCCGGCUACGCGACGAGCACGCGCCGCUCAUGAGCCGCACGCAGCUGGCCGGCCUCGACGGUGAGCUGCGCAGCCUCGAGCGCGAGAUUGCUGACAUGAAGGCAGAGGAGAGGCGGGUCCUGCUGGUCGCCAACGGGCUGCGGGAGAACCUGCACCUGCUGAGGCUCGGCGCGACGGUCUACGACGGUGGCACCGAGGCGGUGGUCGAGGCCGAGGCGUGGCCUACACCGUCCGACAUAGAGCUCGCAGAAGAGCGCCGCUCGUCGUCGCUCCGCGAGGGCCUGCUCCAGCAAGCGGGGACGACGGGCGCGGGCGCGGUCGGCCGCAUGGACGCGGGCGGGAUGCUCAACCUGGUGGCCGGCGUCAUCUCGCGGAGCAACGCGCACCAGUUCGAGCGCCUGGCGCACAGGCUCUCGCGCGGCAACUGCAUGGUGUACAACGAGCCCAUCGACGAGCCGCUGCUGCUCGCCUCGCGCGACCCGCGGGAAGAGCCCGCCGCCGUGCCCAAGAACGCAUUUCUCGUCUUCUUCUCCGGCGAGGUGCUGCGCGCCAAGCUGCUCAAGGUUGCGGGCCACCUCUCCGCCACCAUCUACCCCACUCAGUGCGCUUGGCGGUUAGAGGACUGCUAG